This is a messenger RNA of Chenopodium quinoa (quinoa), 714 nucleotides long. RefSeq lists its product as uncharacterized. The record is from RefSeq and is a predicted model, not a curated record. Bases 156 to 485 code for a protein of 109 amino acids. Lineage: Eukaryota; Viridiplantae; Streptophyta; Magnoliopsida; Caryophyllales; Amaranthaceae. The transcript has a single exon.
UCGGGCCAUCCCAAAUCGUUACAAGUAAAAUUUUACUAGUACCAUUUCUAUCCCAAGACCAAGACUCCCAACCUUUUCUCCUCCCAGCUCAUAUCAACAGUCGAUUAGUCGAAACUUGUUCAGAAAAAGCGAGAAGAGCGUCCUCCUUUCCAUCAAUGGCGUCUCCUCCACCCUCUUCCUCCAUUGGAGCAGAACCUCCAAAGACCAAACCAAGAGGAAGCUUAUUCAGAAAUGCCAUGAAAAGGAAGCAUCAAUUCAUCCAAUUCUUCGCAAUGUCUGGAAUUCUCCUUCUUAGUAUGCGAUCUUUAGGUCAAAAGUACCGCAUUCAUGACCUUCUUCAAGAUACUGCUGCACUUCAAGACGAACAUAGUUCUCUUGUUAAUCGUAUGGACCACAUCAAAUCCAGUCUUCGUCAUGAAGCUUCUCUCGAUUCUUCUGGAAUCUUCGCUUCUCGCCUUCGUCAACUCUUCGGCGAUGAUCAGUAAUUCUUGAUUUUACUAUUUUGAUGUUUCAAUUUUUCAUCUUUAGCUACUCUUACUACUAGUGUUGAGAAAUUUGGAUUAUACUAGGGUUUAGGGUUUAUAUAGCUUUUAUUUAUAUGAUAUGAUAUGAUAUGAUAUGAUGUGGUUUACAUUUUAUGGAAUAAUUUGUGCCACUGGAUGGUGAUUGCGCGAAAUGCUAAUGAAGUUGUUUGCAAAUAUGCUGUUAGAUGUU